AUGAAAGAUGUCCAGUAUUAAAGGCUGCCUGGUUUGACAUCAACUCAAACCCACCGAUCUAAGCAACAGAGAAGGACUACUGGACCCAGGGAUCUCUAUUUUCAGAUCGUUUGAAAAAACAGAUUUAAGAUGCCGAACUGGGGAGGUGGAGCGAAGUGUUCAGCCUGUGAGAAAACGGUUUAUCACGCAGAGGAGAUACAGUGCAAUGGAAGAAGUUUCCACAAAACCUGCUUUAUCUGCAUGGUCUGCAGAAAAGCCCUUGAUAGCACAACGGUAGCAGCACACGAGUCUGAAAUUUACUGCAAGACCUGUUACGGGAAGAAGUAUGGUCCAAAAGGCUACGGCUAUGGACAAGGUGCGGGAGCACUCAGCUCAGACCCCGGAGAGCACCUGGGGAUUCAACCGCAAGAAUCAAAGCCUCAUCGCCCGACAGCGAACUCGAACCCCAACAAGUUUGCUCAGAAAUUCGGAGGCUCAGAGAGAUGCCCGCGCUGUUCUAAGGCUGUUUACGCUGCAGAGAAAGUCAUGGGAGGAGGAAAGCCCUGGCAUAAAACAUGCUUCCGCUGUGCCCUCUGUGGGAAGAGUCUGGAAUCUACGACAGUGACUGACAAAGAUGGAGAGAUUUACUGCAAAGUUUGCUACGCCAAAAACUUUGGUCCAAAGGGAAUGGGUCUUGGAAAUCUGGGAGCUGUCGAAGAAAAACAGUAAACCAGCAGGGAUAACUUGUGAACAAAGCUAAAAUCUUCUGAAUUUUGUGUUAAAAUACAUAGUACAAAAUGAUGAGGCAUUCAUCACAUGUAAGAAAAAUGCUUUCUAUAUGACUUGACACAAAUAAUGUGACAUGUAAUUACCUUUAGAUGUGUAUAACCAUAUCGGAUAAUAUGCUGGAGUGUGGAUUGUACUUAUUUAAAUAUAUGACAUUAAUAAAUGUCAUCUCAUAGCCCAAUGACACUAAAAGAUGUUAGAGUCAGUUUUUCACUGAAAAGUGCAUGUAUUGUUCCUAUGAGGCCACUGCACAAAUAAAUGCUAGCCGCACUGUUAUGCCUUACAGUGGAUCUAUAUGGAUCUAUAAUAAUAAUAAUUUAAGGUAGUGAAGUAUAUGACCAGGCACAAAUCCCUUAAGUACAGUAUCACUGUUGUGCACAGAAAGGAUACAGUAUGUACUUAAUCUGACAGAAAUACUUAAUCUGACAGAAAGACUACAGCAUAUUAAUGUAUCUUAAUACAGAAAUGCUUACAGAAAUACUGGAUAACAAUAAUGCAAUUCACUAUUUCUCCAGGCUGGUAUUUCAUUUUAUAUCUUCAGAACAUAUCAAACUUAAAUAUAGAUAACCUAAAAAAGAUUGAUAUUAUUUCUCAAUAUCAAGUUAUACAUUGUCAAUUCAUACAAAAAAGAACCUUAGAUUUGCUGAUGUAUUUUUUUGGCCUUUGAUGGUUUGUUUUUAAAAAAAUAGAUAUUUUCAUAAUGCAAAUUCAAAAGAAUGGAAAUAUAGACAGACCAGAAGGGAAAAAAAGAGGAGGACAUAAGUAAGACAAAAUGAGACCGGAAAAAAUGUACAAUAAGUGUAAGCUUUAUAAGGGAAUCUUUAUGGUUAAAUUCAGUUUAGUUUGCUUAUUACAUGAAUGAGAGGGAUAAUAAUAACCAUAGCUAAUUUAUAUUUAUAUAACUACUACUAUAUUAAAAAGUGGGGGUAUUGUGUAUGCGCGAUACAUGGUGUGUAUGUGUAUGUGUCUCCUUGUAUGCAUAUGUGAGUGUGCACUAUAAAUUUAGAUUGCCAAUAAAUGGAGCCCAUAUUUCUCUGAAA
This is a messenger RNA of Lepisosteus oculatus (spotted gar), 1805 nucleotides long. It is a transcript of the gene csrp3, whose product is annotated as cysteine and glycine-rich protein 3 (cardiac LIM protein). The record is from RefSeq and is a predicted model, not a curated record. Gene Ontology annotation, biological process: sarcomere organization; muscle tissue development; cardiac muscle contraction. Gene Ontology annotation, molecular function: structural constituent of muscle; actinin binding. Gene Ontology annotation, cellular component: Z disc; cytoplasm; nucleus. Lineage: Eukaryota; Metazoa; Chordata; Actinopteri; Semionotiformes; Lepisosteidae.